This is a messenger RNA of Macrosiphum euphorbiae (potato aphid), 702 nucleotides long. NCBI's taxonomy places the organism in Eukaryota, Metazoa, Arthropoda, Insecta, Hemiptera, Aphididae. The record is from the annotation of a GenBank genome assembly.
AUGUUUGUCUGGCGCCAAAGCGUUGAAUCCCUUGAAUGCGAUUUUGGUAUCGAUAAAUCCAUUGGCGCCAUGUGCCCGUGUACCCACCGAUGCGGUUUAACCAACGAAGACCUGAACAGAAAAUGGAGUUCGCCUGACCCAAAACUGCAUCCAGAAAUAUUUCAUGCUCGGGGGAUUUUGGAAUACAUGACACACGUAAUGAAAAAGGUUCCCUAUGUGUAUUGUGAUUUCCAUGGUCAUUCAAAUACUAAAAAUUGUUUUUUUUAUGGAUGCUCGGCAAAAAAAAGUUGGUCAAGAAUGGACUUGACUAAGUAUGAAAAUGAAACGGAUUUCAUGGUAUUACCGAUUGUAAUGCAAAACUGUUGUCCAUCGUUCUCGUUAUCACAGUGUAAUUACAAAGUAGAAAGAAAUCGUGAAACCACUGCAAGAAUAACGGUUUGGAGAAGCUACGGUGUAAAAAGGAGUUAUACUUUGGAGACAAGUUAUUGUGGUUGUGACGAAGGACAAUACAAAGGUUUUCAUUUAGGAAUAAGGCAACUUAGAGAGAUUGGGUCGACUUUCUGCAUGUCCCUUUCUUCGUUAGAAGAAGAAACGAAAAAGAGAGCGAGUCUUCCCCACAGCAAUCGAUUAUCCACAAUAACAGCGAGUUCCAGUUCAAAAUCUAUGGAUUUUGUAGACGAAGAACAGUCAGACUCAGAUUGA